Molecule: messenger RNA, 916 nt
Organism: Panicum virgatum (switchgrass)
Lineage: Eukaryota; Viridiplantae; Streptophyta; Magnoliopsida; Poales; Poaceae
Product: putative yippee-like protein Os10g0369500
Exons: 4
Coding region: 319-651 (110 amino acids)
Source: RefSeq, a predicted model, not a curated record
CAAGUCAUAGCCCAUCAGACCAUCGCCCACGCUGGACGCGCCGCACCACGGUUCCGCGCGUCGCACUCAUGCUUUCGCUGCGGCGCUGAGCUACUGCUAGGUGCUAGCUGUUGCAGGGUUGGAGUCGCUGCCACCCACACCCAUUCUCGUCUCCCUUUUCCCCUCCUUUCCCUCCCCCACCCAAUCCAUCAUCCAUCGUCGCAUCUCUCCUCGGUAGCCAUCUCUUCAAGGAAAGUAAAGGUUCCUCAUCAUCCUUUCGUUUCUUGGGAGCCGAGAGCCGCUGGGACCGGCAGCGGGUGGCGGUGGUGCAUUUCUGGGAUGGGACUGCUGUUCGUGGAGCGGCUCGAGGGGGAGGGCGUGUUCAGGUGCCGGCGCUGCCGCGUGGACGCCGCCUCCAAGGACGCCAUCAUCUCCAGGGACUUCUACGGCCGCACCGGCCGCGCCUACCUCUUCGACCACGUUGUGAACAUAUGCCUAGGACCGAAUGAGGAUCGAAAUCUUGCAACUGGCCUCCACACAGUGAAUGACAUCUACUGUAGCUGCUGCCAACAGAUUCUUGGCUGGAGAUAUGAGAGAGCCUACGACCAAAGCCAGAAAUACAAGGAAGGGAAGUACAUCCUGGAGAGAGCUAGAAUGGUGAAAGACGGCUGACGAUCAUCGGAAUGUUUUUUUUGAAAGUUUAUCAUCGGAAUGUUCUUACCACCGAAAAUUGAAGAAGCGCACAACCAUAAAGAUAUCGGGCAGCUUGAGCUCGCUGCCGAUUAGCUAGGGAGAUGAUUGCAGAUGCUGUGAUUUGUGGAAAAUUACUGAUUCUGAAUUCUCGUAAAAGGAUUCUGGUAACUUGUUAGCAGUGCUAACGUUUGGUGACUUAUUGGUGAUCCGGUGAAUAGUAAUGAAGCUGAUUUCACUCUGAUCA